AAGUGAGGAAAAGAACCGUGAAGGUCACAAUGAAGCUCUAACUCGAUUUUUUUUCGUCAUUUCAUUGAUUCGAAUGCGUAAACCUUUAUAAACAUCGUAAGUGCUAUCUAUCUAUCUAUAUUAUUUUUAUUCCUUAAAAUUGAGUAAAUAAUGUGUUGUAAAUUCUGAAAAAUUGGUUGUCCAUUUGGUACGUGAGUGGGAUGCGGAUUUAUGUUCGAUUAAUUAACGAUUACGUAACAUUGGGAUGUCGUUGAUUAUUGGUUUGUUAGAAAUGGUUCGGGAAUGUGAUAUGAACAUGUAUUUUUUCAUUAGUUUGAAAGAGAUUAAGUCCUUUGCUUUUCAGUCUCAUGUUUCGAUUUCUUUAGCAUAUUUAGAACAGCACAAUCCUUGAUUUACCAAUUUUAAAAAUAACUCGAAUGGGUCUGAGAGGUUUCCUGAAUUUUAUGGAAAAUUUAGAAGUUCAUUUUCUACAUGUGUAAAUCGUUUGACAAAUGUUGCCAGAAACUGCUCGAUUUUGGUAGUCUGUGGUGAAAGGGGAAUAUCUCUCGACCCAUUAGGAAUUUUUGAGUGAAUAUUGUUUCAUUGUAAAAUAGACUUCAUGGGGUAUUUAAAAAUGCUAUUUUAAGCCUCUAAAUCCUUUUGAAUGGAUAUAGAUAUUAAUGAGAAAUCAGUCCAGUGUAAUUGUUAUAUAAGAAGUUAAAUGAUGAAUCAAUGAAUUACUAUACAUCUGGGAUAUUAAAUAAGGUUAAAGGAAAGAGUUUAGCUCAUAGUAGUAUUAUUUUUAGGGAUUUCCGGCCCCUCUCUUCCUCAACAAAUAAAUAAAAUAAAAGCAGAAGAGAGAGGAAAAAUGGAAAAUUUAUUUAAUCUCUAGGCUACAAUUCAAGAAGAAAGUGAUAUGAGAUCGUGUGUUUAUGAGCGAAAUCAAGUACUGUUAUACGGAAAUGUGAUGAUCGUCCUACGAGGACUAUACGGAUCUCGCCCUAUACGGGCUAUAUGGUGCCCACUAUCGGGCCAACGAAAAUAUGAUGAUCGUCCCACGAGGACUAUACGGAUCUCGCCCAAUAUGGGCUAUAUGGUGCCCACUAUUGAGCUAUACGGAAAUGUGAUGUCGUCCUAUGAGGACUAUACGGCUCUUGCCCUAUACGGGCUAUACGGUUGACAUCAUGUGAUGCUCGCCCUGUAUGGGCUAUAUGGCGCCCACUAUUUGGGCUAUAUGCUGAUAGUCUGUGUGCCCGUAUUAUUGCCGAGCACGACAGGGGGCUGUAUGAGAUGAGUGGCACGGAAUAAUUAAAAUGGUGCGAAACAAGGUUUUAGACAAAACAGUGGACUCAAUUCCAGUUUGGACGAUCUGCUGACGCCACUCAAAUUCCUGCCGUACAUCGCAAGCCGAGCCGAGCCGAUUCAAUUAAAGUGCAUUUGCCUUGAAUUUGGGGUACAUUUCAUUUGUGGCGAAACCUAACCAAACCAUUACAAAUGCAGCCUAACCCUAGUCAAAUUUUAACUACAAUUACACCCCAUUUUCCUUUUUAUAUAAACACACGCAAAUUAUGCAUUUCCAGCUGGGUACUGAUACUGCUGCUCUUUUCCCUCUUCUUCAUACUCCAUUUUUCACUAUAAAAACGCAAACACAAAGCUAAUUAUUUUAUCUUUUGAUCAAGUUCUGACUUCUAGGGGCUCCCCAAAGUUUGAUCUUUUUUUUAUCUUGGUUCAUAAAUUUCCUUUUCUCUGUUUUUGUUUUCACUCAUCAUUUGAUGGGAAUUUGGAUCACAGAAAAGGCUGCAAAAUUUUAACUACUUCAUCAGGCAAUUUGACAGAAAUACCAAGUAAAAAAUUAGAAAGACUCCAUCCUUCUCUUUUAUUCAAGAAAGCAUGAAGAGACUCAACAGUACUGAUUCAUUGGGUGGUUUCAUGUCCAAUUCUCCCAAUUCAACAGUUGAUGUGGAAUUUGAGACAAUGUUGGAGGAAGAAGGCCAAAUUUGGGAGAAGAAGAGGAGAUUAAGCGUAGUUCAAGUGAAGGCUUUGGAGAAGAAUUUCGAGGUGGAAAACAAGCUGGAGCCGGAGAGGAAAGUCAAGCUUGCUGAGGAGCUGGGCUUGCAGCCGCGACAGGUGGCGGUGUGGUUCCAAAACCGCCGGGCGCGGUGGAAGACAAAGCAGCUAGAGAGAGACUACGGCCUUCUCAAAGCCAACCACGACGCCCUCAAGCUUAAAUAUGAAUCUCUCCACGGAGAGAAUCAAUCUCUGCUCAAUCAGAUUAGCGAGCUGAAAUCGGAGCUGAAUGUGAGCGAGGGCAAAAUUGCAGUGAAGGAAGACGCGUCACUGUCGGAAUCGAAAAAAAAAUAUGAUAUCGAAAUCCAAGGUGGUGGAGCUGCGGCGGAGCUGAAUUUCGAGAAUUGUGAUGGCGAUGCGCAGGAAAACGAGAUGAUGGGUGCGGUUUUUGUCGAUUUCAAGGAUAGAUCAGAUAGCGAUUCGAGCGCGAUUAUGAACGAGGACAACAACAAUCGCAGUCCCAUCGCCUCCUCCGGCGGGAUCCUCCACCGCAGCCCACAGUGCUUCAAGGCGAGUGUUGUCGGAGAGUUUUACCAAACGCAACUAGUAAAGAUUGAGGAGCACAAUUUUUUCGGCGAGGAAUCGUGCAGCACUUUGUUUUCCGAUGAUCAACCUCCCACUCUUCAUUGGUACUUUAACGACCAAUGGAAUUGAAGAAAUAAUUUUAUAAAUAAAUGGGAAUAAUCAAUAUUCUUUCUUUCACAUGACUAUUUUGUACUCCCUUCAUCCCAUAAAAAGAUGGCAAAUUUGGAUAGUGGCAUGAGAUGUUAGGAGAUGUUA
Molecule: messenger RNA, 2826 nt
Organism: Salvia splendens (bonfire salvia)
Lineage: Eukaryota; Viridiplantae; Streptophyta; Magnoliopsida; Lamiales; Lamiaceae
Product: homeobox-leucine zipper protein ATHB-6
Exons: 4
Coding region: 1870-2700 (276 amino acids)
Biological process (GO): positive regulation of DNA-templated transcription
Cellular component (GO): nucleus
Molecular function (GO): sequence-specific DNA binding; DNA-binding transcription factor activity, RNA polymerase II-specific
Source: RefSeq, a predicted model, not a curated record